GAUGAGCAAGUUCAUUGGCUGUAAAUCUCAGGGUCCCGCCUCCCACAGUAGUUUCACUUCUGAAUUGACUCUUUUAUUAAGUUCUCAGAUUUCAGGAAGUGACAGCCUCUGAGGAGACUAGCCGCAAAUUCUUUCUGUCUUCAUGAAAGAUCCAGGCCAGGAUCCUCUGGUGGAUGACUUCACACCAAAUCUCUGAAGAUCCAGAACAGAAGACAAGUCUUGUCUAUGGCUAUCCCACCCUGAAUGCGCCUUAUCUCAUCUCAUCUCAGAAGCUAAGGAGGGUCGGAUCUGGUUAGUACUUGGAUAGGAAACAAGUCUUCCAGGCCUGUGUAUGCCAGUAGCAGCACCACAUCUCUCAGAAGAACAAGUAAAAUAUAUUUUUAUCACUGUGGAAAACUCUGCCUGCUUCAGCUGUACUCCUAGACCCAAUAUUGGAGUUUCUCAAGAAAAGCCAUGACCUCAGCUGAUAGCAUCAAGAAGAUGAGAGAGAUAGCCACUUGCUCCAUCUGCAUGAAUCUGAUGACUCACCCAGUGAGCAUCAAAUGUGGACAUAGCUACUGCCACUUGUGCAUAUUGGACUUCUAUAACAAGUUACGCCUAAUGCAACCAACGCUGAAGAUACUGGACUGUCCUCUGUGUCGGGGCCCUUUUGAUAUGAAGAGCCUCCGACACAACAGAGAGCUGGAAAACAUAAUUGAAGUCAUUGAAGAGAUGGAGAAGAUGGACCAUGAGAUGGUAUGUGAGGAACAUGGAGAGAAGCUCCACCUGUUCUGUGAAGAGGAGGGCCAGCUCAUCUGCUGGCGCUGUGAGCGGGCAGCACAGCACAAAGGGCAUGCCACAGCUCUUGUGGAAGACGUAUUCCAGGGCUACAAGGAAAAACUCCAGUGUGCUGUGACAAAAUUGAGUCAACUCCAAGAGGAAUGUGUGAUACAAAUGCUGUUUGUGAAAACACAAAUAGCUGAUUGGAAGGAGCUGAUAGAGAUGCAGAGGCAAAAAGUAAAGUCUGAAUUCAAGAAUCUCCAGACAUUUCUACAUGAGGAGGAGAAGUGUUACCUCUGGAGGCUGGAGAAAGAAGAAGAGCAGAUGCUGAGGAGAAUGAGGGACAGCGAGGCCAAGGUGGAGCAGAAGAGCAAUGAACUUGAGAGCCAUAUCCUGAAACUGGAGGCAAAAUGUCAGGGUUCAGUCCAGAACUUGCUACAGGAUGUGAAACAAACUUUAAGCAAGAGUUUGGCUGUGAAGCUGGAAACACCUGAGAACAUUGCCUUGGAGAUUCAUACUACCUGUAAUGUCUCUGAGCUGUACUUUGAUGUGAAGAAAGCAUUAAGAUGCCAUCAAGUCAGUGUGACUCUGGAUCCAAGUACUGCACAUUCUGACCUAUUUCUGUCUGAGGAUCGAAGACAAGUGACUCGUGGAUACUCCCAGGAGAAUCUUGAAUCUUCUUCCAAGAGAUUUACUGCCUUCCCCUGUGUCCUCGGUUCUGAGGGCUUCACCUCAGGAAGACACUUCUUUGAAGUGGAUGUUGGAGAAGGAACUGAUUGGGAUUUGGGAGUCUGUAGGGAAAAUGUGCAGAGAGGCACUGACAUGAAGCAGGAGCCUGAGUUUGGAUUCUGGACCAUCAGGCUGUGCAAAGAAAACAAGUAUGUAGCACUUACCUCUCCACUGACUUCCCUUCAUUUGAGUGAGCAGCCUCUGGUUGUGGGAGUUUUUAUAGACUAUGAGGCCGGACUUGUAUCCUUUUACAACAUGAGUACUGGCUCUCACAUCUUCACCUUCCCAAAGGCUUCCUUCUCUGAUACUCUCCUGCCCUUUUUCCAGGUUUAUCAACAUUCUCCUUUGUUUCUGCCAAUUCCUGAUUAGUAAAGAAAGGAGCAAUGUCUCCUUGUUUUAACCAGCCCAGAAAAUAUGUAUUUUCCAUGAAGGUAGAAAUUCAGUCCAUUUUCUACACGGCUAUUCCUCUAGUACCUAGAAUAGUGUUGGGCUUUUUGUUGAUGAUUAAUAAAUGUGCAUUAGGUUAAAUAAAUAGAGAGACUAACAAUUAUACAUCAUUCUCUGCAUCCUUCUUUAGUGGGUCCAGGGUUUGAUUUUCAGUAGUCCUUUGGUAAUGAGUAGGUAACUCCAGCAUCUUAGCUUCUGUAUUCUCCCACUUUGAUGCCAUUUGCACUCAUGUGUGGAGAAUUAAAGAAAGUGAUAAUUGCCUGCCAACUUCAUAAAAGAUAAUGAAAAUCAAAAUAGUGUCUCUUCUAACCACUGAAAUCCAGACCUGCAGGCAGCUAGACCUACUGAGCUCUGCCUAGGCAAUCACUAAGUAACAUGUGAGAGAGAGGUUAAAGUUGGUUUAUCAUGAUUUGCUUCAAAUGGGAAGUGGAUUGCAAGUAAAAAUAAAUUUUGAUAGGGAACUCAUUUCUCAAAAGAAAGGAAUUUAUAUUUCCCACUCUGGAUUAGAACCAGAAAUCCUGAAAUAAUUUUAAGCUUCAGUAAAUUGUUAUCAUUGGAAUGAUUGUUGACAAUCUUUUUUUGUAAGUCUGAUAUGAUUAG
Castor canadensis (American beaver) is the source of this 2535-nucleotide messenger RNA. RefSeq names its product tripartite motif containing 38 (gene Trim38). NCBI's taxonomy places the organism in Eukaryota, Metazoa, Chordata, Mammalia, Rodentia, Castoridae. Gene Ontology annotation, molecular function: zinc ion binding; protein binding. The record is from RefSeq and is a predicted model, not a curated record.